Molecule: messenger RNA, 3565 nt
Organism: Haliotis rubra (blacklip abalone)
Lineage: Eukaryota; Metazoa; Mollusca; Gastropoda; Lepetellida; Haliotidae
Product: toll-like receptor 4
Exons: 2
Coding region: 215-2686 (823 amino acids)
Biological process (GO): immune response; toll-like receptor signaling pathway
Cellular component (GO): membrane
Molecular function (GO): protein binding; transmembrane signaling receptor activity
Source: RefSeq, a predicted model, not a curated record
GAUUUAUGUUUACAACUGUAAGAGUUAACUAGCUCCAGAACGGACUAUGCUGUCAGCCCGUGACAAGGAUGUUAAAUCUGAUUCCAGUAGUCGAGGAACCGCGUUUGCAAUGUCAGGACGUCAGUUUUGAAAAUGUAAGACGUCUACACCAGAGAAUAGUCGGUCUCGAUUAUAAGCCAAACAGAUUCAUUUGAACGUGUCUGGCAAGUUCAGAAUGGCAAAUCUACAACAUUCAAGGCUCAUAUUCACAUGUGCUUUCGACAUCCUGCUGGCAGCAAUGAUUUCUGGUCAGAGUUGUUCCCCUUGUAACUGUACCUUCGACCACCACCAGGUAUACGUGAACUGUUCAAACUUGAAUCUUACAAAAGUUCCAAAGGGUUUACCAAUAUCAACCACAGUGCUUUUUCUGAAUGGCAACAACAUAAAGACAAUAGGAUCAAAGGUAUUUUCAACAAUGAGAAAUCUCCAGUAUCUAUAUCUUGAAAGUAACAAUCUCAACAGCCUACAUGAAUUGGCUUUUCAUGGCCUUAACAACCUCGUCAACCUGAGCCUAAAAGACAACGAUCUAAAGCUGGAUUCAAAAACCUAUAAAACAAAUCUGUUCAAACCUCUACAUAAGCUUCAGGUUCUUAACAUACAGUUCAAUCAGUUGACAGCAUGGCCUGGAGAUGACAGUGGACAUGAAGCAUAUCCUGACGCAACCUUUCAGUAUUUAUCAGGACUUACUCAUCUUUACAUCGAUGGUCGUCCAGCAGGCUUUGGACCAGGAUUUGCCAAACUUAUGAAACUUUCUCUUCUCGCCUUCACCCCCUACACCAACUAUUGUAAACUGACCUUGCAAAACUCAACUUUUGUAAAUGUACCCCAUGUGGAAUACCUGUACAUGUCCUACUGUCAAAUCAGAGAAACAGAACCUUCAGCAUUUUCCCCUUUUCAUCGUAUCCAUACAAUUGAUGUUUCAGAAAAUUGGGAUUUAGGAUUUCCUGAAUUUGUUAAAGCAACGUAUGGUCUACGUGAUUCUCCAUUACAAAUUCUGAAAAUGAACCAUAUAACUGAAUUAUCCCAAUCUUGUUAUCGACUGCGGGUAAACGAUUUUGUACAUUUAAAGAAUACCUCAUUGCGUGAACUUGACAUUUCUGGCAAUGGACUCAUUGAUUUUGAAAAAGGAACCAUGUUAAAUUUACCCGUUACUCUAGAGGUGUUGAAUGCCCGAUGGAACAGGUUUUACCAGGGCCCAUACUUGUCUGAAAUGACGCAACUGAAGGCACUCCGAGUUCUAGAUGUCUCACACCAGAAAAUACUACAGCAUGCUGGUGCUCACUCAAGUCAAGGGAGAGGGUCGUUUCUAUACAAUUUGCCGCCAAACCUUCAAGUGUUGAAAGUAUCAUACUGUUGCCUAAGAAUUACUUUAAUAUCGGGUAAACUGAAGAAAAACGAUUUGAGAACCAUUUCUCUAAAUGGUAUUUUGAUUUCUUCUGUCACAGGUGUUGUUGAUGGUUUUCAAAAGGUUGAACAUUUUGAUUUCUCUGACAACAUAAUGGAAUUGUUCCACUCAAGUUACUUUAAUAUUAACAAUAGCCUGAGACAUCUCAACCUUUCAAAAAACUUUCUUGGAAAUGCGAUAGAUGCUGACGAAAAGGGUGAUGCUUUUAGUUACAUUGUGAACUUGACAGAUCUGGAUAUAUCUCAAAACAGAAUAAGUUACUUACCAGAGGCUAUCUUUAGAAAUUUAACAAAUAUACAAUUUCUCAGAAUUAAUAAUAACAGUAUUAGAACAAUUAAUGCUCAACUCAAACACUUGUCACACCUAAAAUUAUUUGAUGUACGUCAUAACCAUCUUCUCGAAAUGUCUGUCAAGACUCUACAACAACUGGACAAACUGUCACAUGUUUCAGUCCGCCUGAGAGGAAACCCUCUAAAUUGCAUAUGCUCAUCCCUUGAAUCUCUCCGAUGGAUGAAAAGAGUCGCUGAUAAAGUUGAAGAUCUGGAUUCACUGACGUGUCUUACUAAAAAUGGAAUGGUCAACAGCUUUAGAAAUCUAGAUUCUAUAAUAACAAGUUUGGAAAAAGAAUGCAGUUCAAGUGUUCUAACUUCUGUUCUAACAGUGUCCAGUCUCUUUAUAACAAUGGUCGGUAUAGGAUUAGGGGCAGGGUAUCGACAUAGGUGGAAAUUGAAAUACCUGUACUUUGUCGGGAGAAGAAAGUAUCGGGAACUGGAGACUACUGACCAAGAUGGCCAAGUGUAUGAGUAUGAUGCUUUUGUGUCAUAUGCAGACACAGACAGAUGCUUAGUUAUCGAGAGUAUGAUAUCGGAACUGGAAGACAAAGGUGGACUUCGAUUGUGCAUCCACCAUCGGGACUUUCUUCCAGGGGAAGUCAUUGCUUCCAACAUCGUCAACGCGAUCCAGAAUAGUCGCAAGACCUUGAUUGUUUUGUCUCCUUCUUUCCUGAAGAGUCACUGGUGUGAUUUUGAGUACAACAUGGCCCAAAUGGAGGGAAUUACAAGAAGACAGAACAUCGUUCUGGUGGUGCUGUAUCAGCAUGUUGACAUGAAGCAUCUACCCAAGGACAUGGCAGUGAUGUUGUCCAACAACUGUUACUUGGAGUACAACACGGACGUGUAUGGUAGUGUUGUAUUCUGGGACAGGCUACGUGAAUCUAUUACCACAGUCAACAGAAUGGAAUGACACACCAUUGAGGAUACAACUCUUUAAUUGUAUAUAGAUGUAAGCAUUACCGUAUAUCCUAUUCCAUGGUAACAGAUGCAGCAUGUGUCCCAGGGUAGUAUUUAUAGUCUUAGACACACCUGUGUUGCCAUACUUCACUCUCUGAAUAGUGACACAAAAAUGUCAAGAGCACUGUGUUAUAAUUUUCAGCUUAUGACCAAAAUAUAAAAAAAUGAUAUUGUAACCACUGGUCGUAAAAUCAUUGGUUCCAAAGACUUAGUAAUCCGUACUUUACGAGCAGCAAAUUAGUAAAAAGGUAAAGAAAGACUCAAACCACAGUUCCCAUUUCUGCUCCUAAUUUUUAAGCUAUGCCUGUUUGGAACAAACAUUCAUUCAUCCCAGUCCAUCAGAGCUUUUAACAGUAGCUAAUACAUUUUGGUAACAUGUCUGUCUCAGCCUAUAAUUAUUGUUUCCUUGUUGACAACGAUACUUGUUACCUUUUUAGUGCUGUUGUUUUACUGCAUACUUAAUCUUAUCUUGCCAAUCCUUUAUCCCAGCUAUUAUCAGAAGUCUUACUAUUAAUUUAGUUUGUUGGACUUUUGUGUUUUACUCUAUUACUAAUACAUAUUCCUUUGACAAUAGUGUCUAUUACGCUUUUGUGCUAUAAUUCAUACUGUAUUCUCACCAUGAUCUACUGAGGUUUUCACUGCAAGAUUAUAAAUGUGACUUAUUUUUGUGACCACGAUUUCUAUUGCAGUGUUAGUGCUGCACCUUACAUUCUUAACUUCUCUCAUAAAUGUCGUGUAUUGUAUGAUUAUGUAUUUGUAAGCAUUAUUUUAUGUGUUCAUUCACGGUGUAGCCAUAAUUUCCCUUUGGAAAAUAAAAUAUUAUCUCAUCUGA